GUUGAAUACAGCCCGCCCACAGCUGUCAGCAGCCGAGGUGGGGAAUGAAAUUUCCAUAGAGGAUGAAUAGUGGCCACCGUGUGCUGGGUUAAUGCUAACGGAGGCAUGGCGGGCCGGGACGGAAGAAUCGUUGCAUUUUAAAAACAAUACAAUAAAGCCGGAGCCACACAAACACCAUUACAUUUCAUAUUUCCCAUAGCCUUUCAGCUGCAGCCGGCGGUUUUCCACAGAACUCUGCAAAAAAUGGAACCUGUCAUCAACGUUAUGCUGCCCAUACUAACAGCAGAAUAAAGUAGAGACAGGUGACUUAAGACAGUUCCUAUGUAAGGCAUAUCAACACUCCUAACAUUGUGAUGGAUUCAGAAGCCCAUGGAAAAAGGAAGAAUGACUUGGUUCUCCCAACUGCGAAGCAAGACCUUAUCCAACAUACAGUAACUAUCGGCGCUGGUAAACAUUAUGUGUGUGGCUACUGUGCUGCAUUCACAAACAUUGCAAUCACCUUCCCCAUCCAGAAGGUGCUGUUCCGGCAACAGCUUUAUGGUUUAAGAAUAAGGGAUGCUAUUAGACAGUUGGAGAAAGAUGGGAUUCAUAACCUCUACCGCGGAAUAUUGCCGCCUCUCCUGCAGAAGACUACAACCCUUGCCCUAAUGUUUGGUCUUUAUGAAGACUUCUCCAGUCUUUUGUUAAGGCAUACAAAUUCUCCAGAGAUAGUUACACGAAGCGUAGCAGCAAUCCUUGCAGGAACUACAGAAGCUCUUCUCACGCCUUUUGAGAGAGUUCAGACUUUGCUUCAGGACUACAAACACCAUGACCGAUUUACAAAUACUUUUCAGGCUUUCAAAGUGCUGCGACCCUAUGGAUUUAGGGAAUACUACCGUGGCCUCGUCCCGAUCUUGGUCCGGAAUGGACCAAGCAACGCACUUUUCUUUGGCCUCCGCACCCCAAUCAAGCAAUCUUUGCCAGAAGCUAAAACCUACAGUGCUCAUAUAAUAAAUGACUUUAUUUGUGGAGGACUGCUUGGAGCCAUGUUGGGUAUUCUCUUUUUCCCAAUUAACGUGGUGAAAGCCCGUAUGCAAUCCCAGAUCGGAGGGGAAUUUACCUCUUUUGGGAAAGUGUUCAUGACCAUUUGGACAGAACGGGAUGGGAAACUGACACACCUUUUUCGUGGUGCCCUUCUUAACUAUAACCGAUCCAUAUUAUCCUGGGGUAUCAUCAAUGCAACUUAUGAGCUGCUGUUGAAACUGUUCUGACGUAGACAUGGAGACCAUGUCACAUUUAUGUGUUUUCCUUUACGCAAGGGAUCAAAUUGCCACAAAACCAAAUGGUCUGUGCACACCACUAAAAUUGCAAUGGAACAAAACUUGUUUGAGCAGACAGUCGUCGGGUAAACACAAGUGCCUGUCUGUUCCUUUUUAUUUAUCAGUGACAGUCUUUUGCUUCCUGUGAUAUUACUAUGUACAUGCUUGAUGUUGUAUUUAACUUUAAGCCUGCACAAGAAUUGAAUUCACCUGUAGCUUACACAAGCCACAUUUUUUAAAUGUUGGAUUUUCUCUGUAAUCUCUACCUUAAAUUUAAGUGAAAUGUUGCCACUUUUAUAAAAUCUAUAGUAAAUGCC
Molecule: messenger RNA, 1615 nt
Organism: Bufo gargarizans (Asiatic toad)
Lineage: Eukaryota; Metazoa; Chordata; Amphibia; Anura; Bufonidae
Gene: SLC25A51
Product: solute carrier family 25 member 51
Exons: 4
Coding region: 354-1250 (298 amino acids)
Source: RefSeq, a predicted model, not a curated record